Triticum turgidum subsp. durum (durum wheat) is the source of this 588-nucleotide messenger RNA. The record is from the annotation of a GenBank genome assembly. NCBI's taxonomy places the organism in Eukaryota, Viridiplantae, Streptophyta, Magnoliopsida, Poales, Poaceae.
AUGGCCGACGCCGCCGAGCAGUCCCAGUACGGCGAGCGCCUAUCGCAUAGCGCACCCGUCGGAUCCCGGCGCACCUACACCCCGUACCACCCUGAGGGCCUCAACCUCCCAUCGUGCCGCACGAUCUACGACCUGCCGACCUCGCCGGAGGUUCUCUUCCCUGAGGAGACCCGCACCUGGGGCAGGAACCUCACGCUCUACCCCGGCUGUGGGUACGUCGCCGGUGCCGCGGCGGGGGCCGCCACGGGGUUCAAGCGCGCGGUGGCGGGGGCGGAGCGCGGCGAGUCGUUCAAGCUGCGCACCAGCCGCGUGCUCAACCACUGCGGCUCCGUGGGACGCCGGUACGGCAACCAUGUCGCCUUGAUCGGGCUGCUCUUCGCGGGGACCGAGUGCGCCGUGGGCAAUCUUCGCGACGCUGACGACUGGCGCAACAUCAUCGCCGCAGGGUUUGGAACCGGCAUGCUCUACCGUGCACCUUCGGGCCCGCGAUCCGCCAUCUUUGGUGCCGCAGUCGGGGGCCUCAUGGCUGCUGCCGCCGUCGCAGGGAACCAGGUGUUCAAGGGAAACGGCCGUACCCCGCCCUUCUAA